AUGACUAUUAUCGGUAAUUUAUCUAAAUUUGGCAGAAUCUCAGAUACAAUGAGUGACGGAUCCAUCUUGGGAGCAACUAGCGUAGACCCUAUUAAGUUUUCUGAUAACGCUAUUUCCAAUUGGGGUGGUGGCAGCGGCGGCGGUGGUGGUGGUGAUUGGGGUAGCGGCGGCGGUGGCAGCGGUGGUGGCAGUGGUGGUGGUAGUGGUGGUGGUGGCCGUGGACCAAUCAUUAUUAUCAUUAAUAAUAGAAGACGUCAAUAA
Molecule: messenger RNA, 261 nt
Organism: Dictyostelium purpureum
Lineage: Eukaryota; Evosea; Eumycetozoa; Dictyosteliales; Dictyosteliaceae
Exons: 2
Coding region: 1-261 (86 amino acids)
Source: RefSeq, a predicted model, not a curated record